Messenger RNA from Scatophagus argus, 836 nucleotides. RefSeq names its product golgin subfamily A member 6-like protein 1. The transcript is spliced from 3 exons. The record is from RefSeq and is a predicted model, not a curated record. Bases 174 to 836 code for a protein of 220 amino acids. NCBI's taxonomy places the organism in Eukaryota, Metazoa, Chordata, Actinopteri, Scatophagidae.
GUCUAUAUCUACUGUGUACAUUCACUCAGAACCAACACACUCGCUUCACCCUCAGCAGUCGAACAAAGAAAACGUGUGUGUCUUCAGAGGAAAUUAUCUGAUCGACCAAAGAAAUCUUACUUCUACAACCUAUCCUGCGUCUCACGUGCUCGUUGUCAGUAUCAUCCACCACCAUGGAGAGAAGAGACAGCCAACCCAGCUGGGCGGACAUCAUGGAAAUGGAGGACAUUUCCUUUGAUGAGGAAAAUAAAAAAUUAAAGGCUGAGCUUCAAGAGGCCAAAGACGAGAUCAGACGCAAAGAAAACAAAAUCAGCUCUCUUCAGCGCAACCUCUCUGCUCUAGAGGAAAAUUACUACACAGCUAUCAAGAAAGAGCGUGAGAAGGCAGAGCAUGAACUGAAAAAGAAAGAAGAGGAGAUCUUCUAUGUAAGAAAGAGGCUCCACGCUCAGAGCAAAGAAACAGAGAGGGUGAGAGCAUCUCUUGAUGAAUGGAAAAAGUCCACCAAACUGAACAGUGUGGAAGAAAAGUGGCAGAGGAAAGUCAGCCAGCUUGAGGAACUCCUCCUACAGAAAGAUAAGCUGGUCAGGCAGGCUGAUAACAAAAGAAGAGCCCGUGCUAAGGCUCACAUUGAUACCUUGGCCCAGCUGGGUGUCACAGAGUCAGCUUUGAAACAGAGCAGACAGACCUGUGAGGCUUUGGAGCAGAAGAUCCAAAGUCAGUUGGCUGAAAGGAACGUGAGCCACCAGAAGAAGCUGUUAGAGCAAGAGAAGGGCUUCAAGAAAGAGCUUGAAGAAAAACCUGGAAGAAAAGUGGCAGAGGAAAGUCAGCCAGCUUGA